GGGGAUUCGCUCCUCGCUGUUUGCCAGGGUCGACGUCGAGCUCACUGAAGGGGCAACAGGUGACCUGAGUGACGGAACGGGGAACGGGAACUGGCGAAGAGACUGAUCGUUUGUGGACAUAGCAACGAAUUCGCGUCUGCACAGGCACAGAAACUAUUCUAUUUCUCUUCAACUUCUCUCUUCGUCAUCUCCCCGUCCCCUUCUCCUCCUCCUCCCAGUCUAAACGAACUCAAUAUAUGGCCUAGUACCCACUUUCUUAUCUCUUAUUUCUUCCUCCGCUCCUUCCCCCCCCCCAUGCAUCCUUCAAGAUACGUCCCAGACCUCCCCCAGGUCGAGGCACGUUCCUUCUUCGCCUACACCCCCAACGAGGUCAAGCACCGCAAGCGCACUACCACAGCUCAGCUCGAGGUCCUUGAAGCCGUCUUCAGCACAGAAACAAAGCCAUGUCUCGCAAAGCGCAAGGAACUCGCAGACGAGCUCGGCAUGAACAUGCGUGGAGUCCAGGUCUGGUUCCAAAACAGGCGCGCAAAGCAGAAAAACAUAUCCAGAAAGCUCACAAACUCGCCCCACGCCACAUACUCUGACGACAACGACUCGUCUUCUCCGCCAGACCAGUCACCAGACGACUCCCGCACGUCUUCCACAGAGACGGAAAAAGUCGAGAACACCCCUUCCUCGUCGCCACCCGUCCCUCGGACAUCACCGCGCCAGAUCGUCAUGGACCUCAACGCGAGCAUGGAACCCCCGGCCGACCUCCUAAGUCUCCGCCGUGGCUCACUUCCCGUCAACAUGCUCCCGCACUCGGAAUUCUCCAUAGGUCCAGACGCAGUCCUCAGCCGCAGACAGAGCAUCGACAGCAUGGGCAAACUCGGCACGCACCCGUACGCCAUAGCCACCCGCAACCGCAACAGUACACUCUACCCACGGCCCUCCCUGGGCGGCGUCAGCGGCAGGCAGCAGCACCCCCUUCGCGGGGCACGCAGCAACCUCUGCCCGCCGAGCGCCUCGUCGACCUUCAGCCCCGGACAACACCGCUCGCUCGCGCACCGCGCGUCGAUGCCGCACGUGCACGCGUACUCGUCUGCGUCGCGCCGGCCGAGCAUGCAGUCGCACUCACCGCUGUCGCCGCAUGCCGUCCUCGUCGGCCAGCGCCGCGGUUCGGAGCAGCAUCUGCACCAGCACCAGCACCAGCACCAGCACCAGCAGCAACACCACUUUGCGCUGGGCAUGGCGCUCAGCGAGCGCACAAUGUCGCUCCCCGCUGGGCCCUUACCACAAGAAGGCUUCUCGUUCGGGACGCCCGCGAGCCCCGACGGGUCGUACGCGUCCUCGGAGGGCGUCGCGCCCGGCGACGCGAGCCACGGGACGUCCACGCCCGACAGCACCAGCCGGUUCUUUUCCUCGACGGCAGCGCUCCCGCCAGUGGACCUCGAUGCGUUGCAGCGGUGGAAUUUCCCGAGCGUGCCGCACGGGCCGAUGCGCCGCGAGUCGGAGCUGUCGUUGUCGCUGUCGUCGGUGGGUGCGGGGCCGGGAGACGAUACGGAUGACGCGGCAAGCAUUGUGCCGCUCUCGCGCUUUGGGUCGAUUGCGAGUGUGUCGAGCGGCACGAGCGGGGGUGGGUUUGCGUCGGACUGCGGUGGUGGUGGUGGCUUCGAGCCCGCGCCCUCUGGUGCUGGUGUGCAUGUGGAUAUGCGGCGCAGGAGCUCGUGCAUCUCGGAUAUGCAGAUCCACAUGGCGUCGCUCAACAUGCGCGCGUCGAUACCCGGUCCUGGCGGGAAGAUGCCGUACGACGGGCACAGUGCUGCCGCCGCCGCUGCGUGCGCUGCUGUACGCCGUGACCGCAGCUUUGCGCCGUCGACGGCAGCCUAUGGCCACGAUGGGUUUGGCAUGAACGGCUCUCAACAGCAGCAGCAGCACACGUUCUCGAGCUCGGACUGCGUUAAUGACCCCUCGUUGUCGUUCCAUCAGGAGAGGUGCGAUAGGUUCGGGCUUGACCAGCUUCACUCGUCUGGCUCAUCGGUGUCGCCGUCGACGAUCUCGCCCCAUGGGCCGUCGUCGCCGAACGACGCGAAGGGGUACAUGCUCAGCGAGUCCAACCCGUCAUCGCAAGAUAGCGCCGCCUGCCUGACCAACAGCAUGUUCAUGGCCCCGCACUCGUUCCACCCCUCCGGCGGCAUCUCCCCGCUCGACGAGUCGUGUACCGCAGCCUCGGACAUGGGCGUUAAUGGCCAUGGUAACGUCAGCUACCACUUCCCGUCCGCUGUUUCGGGCCCGCAUCCGUACGACGGAAGCUUUGCCCCGGACGCCGCUGUCGGUCCGUCUGCCGGUGCGGGAGCGGGGAUGGAAGGCCGCGGGUCGUUCUCGGGGCCGGCUGUUGGGCAUCAUCAUGGGCAUGGGCAUGGGCAUGGGCAUCAUGGUGGUCAUCAUGAGGCUGAGCUGGGUUAUCCUUCCGAGGCUGGCCUUGGUGGCCACGGCGACUCGCAUCUGCAUCAUGCGCAUGCGCAUGGGUUUUCUUCCUUGUCGUGACGGUGUUGUGGUGUUGUGACAUCGUCGACGGUGGUUGAAGAUGACGUUAAUGCGCCGCCUUUGCCUUUGCCUUGGACCUGAAUCAUCACAGAACUCAAGACAGAACCAGUAGUAUCCGCCCUCCCCGUCUCCUUGAACCGCUGAACCGUGAUCUGCGGAACGGCGUGCCGCCUUCGCCACCCCCCCUCCCUCAACUUAUCCACCACCACCCCAUCCAAAGUAGGCCCAAGGCCGUUUUCGAAAGAGACGUUCGUUUUUGUGGUGUGGAGAAACGCAGACGCCGGGACCGACACCGGGGCGAGGGACACCGACCAGCGUUGGAAUUCAUCAUGUCGACAAGUAUCCAGCCUGCCACUGCCACUGCGCGCAUCUCUCCGUGUGCUCCUCCUCGACCGCUUGUUCUUCGCCGUGUCUCGGGCAAUUCCGUGGGCUACUGUUUUUUGAAUGAUUAUGCUUGCGGUGUUCCGAUAUGGUCUAUCCUCCUCAACGUAACGCAACGGUCUUUUUGGGAUGGUCUGACCUGAUGGCCGUUCGCCCGUCUGCGCCUCCAUCUCCAUCCUAUCAACCACGAUGUUCCGUGUCCGUGUUUAUCUCACCCCGGUCCCGCCCGCAGAUCUUUUUCGUCUCGUUUCUUCUUGCUCUCCUUUCGGCUUUCGCAUCCUAUGCCCGCGCCAACCGUAAAUUUAUCGUGUUAACAUAUCUUUAUCCUCCUUUGACAUCUCCCCCCCUUCCUGGCUGAUCUACACUUUACAUGUUCACUUGCGCGCGCGCGUGUUCACGGACUCUUGAUUUCCUCCCUGUGCAUUUCCUCCCUUUUGCUCUUUGUGCUGUCGUGCCUUCGUCUGUGCCUGCUGGCCUGCUGGCUGGGUCUCGCGGGCACGGCGCGGUGCCUCCCAUUUGUGCUUGCCUUUACAGUCUCGUGUCAUCCCUCUGGCCACUGGCCUAUGCCUCUCGCGUUGCUUCUGUCCAUGGUUCAUUCGUUCGUUGUCCAUAUACAUAUUAUCACCCUCACUCACACGUUUCUCCCUGUUCCCUCUCAACCCCGUGCUCCACCACCCUCUCGCCGCCUCCGUUGGUUUUUGGCCUUUUGCCACAUUCCACCUCCCACGUUCGCGUUAUGUCCGGUUUAGAUCUGCGAUUUCAGCGGGCCAGCUUUAGCCUUUCGCUCUCCUGGCCGACUCUACGCUGCUUUAUGGCGCCCCCCGUCUUCCGCCAUCAAACCCCUACCGUCAUCCUCGGGCCUCUGCGCCCCUCAUCAACCGGUGUUUUAUCUACAUGUUUUGAUCUAUGGUUUCGCGUUGUCGUCUUCCUCUUCAUUUUUAUUCCUCUAUUUCUGCCGAUUUAUCAUCUUAUCUUUCUCCAUCUCUGAUUUUUCUCUGUGAUCGACCGUGUACCUUAGGUUACCUGGCUGCUUAAUCUCCC
This is a messenger RNA of Coniophora puteana RWD-64-598 SS2, 3948 nucleotides long. RefSeq lists its product as uncharacterized. Gene Ontology annotation, biological process: regulation of DNA-templated transcription. The coding region runs from base 295 to 2526 and encodes 743 amino acids. Gene Ontology annotation, molecular function: DNA-binding transcription factor activity, RNA polymerase II-specific; transcription cis-regulatory region binding. Gene Ontology annotation, cellular component: nucleus. NCBI's taxonomy places the organism in Eukaryota, Fungi, Basidiomycota, Agaricomycetes, Boletales, Coniophoraceae. The transcript has 5 exons. The record is from RefSeq and is a predicted model, not a curated record.